UAAACAUCCCAUAAUCCCUGACAACAACAACCCCUCCGGUGGCUUCCUGGCGCUGUCAAGCCGGGGACGCGGGAAGGCUCUCGCCGCUAGCCGGACUGGCGGUCUCACCUGACAGGUUGCGUUUCUUUCCCUUGUUGUGGCUGCCGUUUUUGUCGUUGAAUCGCAAGCUCUCCUCUCCCCCGACCUUCUCCUUGCUCCUCUCGAUUCUCGGCGACUUCCAGGCGGCGCGCUCCCUGCCCUCCUUCUCCGUAUCAUCCCCCAGACUCGUCGACUGCGAGUCCGCCAUCUUUGACCGAAGGGGUUUCUCAGCCGCUGCCGGGGACAGUGCGUCCCGGCGUGACGUCAUUACGCCCGUAGUGCCUCAGCGGGGUCGCCAGGGGUCGCCACGAACUCUUGAAACUGUUUACUUUUAUUAAUGUUCAUGGGUUUUUUUUAAAAUAGUCCAUUUCACAUUUUGUUUUCUGCAAAACAAGCCUUUUCUUUUUAAAUGACAGGGACAGGGACAAUUUACUCGAAACAAUAAUAGUUUGUGCUUUUUGAAUCACAGUCUUCAACACGUCCCCUUUUUGAGUUUUCAAACGGAGAAACGAAAUGAAGUGUAACCUUCAGAGUUGAAAUGAGCCACAUGUGUCAUUCUGACACAAAUUAACCAUGCUGGUAUGGUUUUUAUAAGGUCACCAAUUAUAUGAUGCACUUUUAAAGGUUAUUUAUUGAUUUAUAGCCUUUGUUCGGAUACUGGGCUGAAAAAAGAGGACCAGGAGCAGGCAGGAAGGAUUGAGUUUCUCCAAGUAAGGGAUCCCUUUGACCGCCGUAUAUUUGGUUUCUCCUCCCCAAUUACUCAUAGAAGAUACGCCUCUCACUUGGAUUAACAUUAUGACCAUUCGAUUUCUAAUUUAGCUCAUAUACAGUAAACUCAUGGUGGUGGAGGGGGGCUCUGCGCGGUCGCUCCCCGGCGUCGUGAGCCCUCUCCCGGGGCGACAUGGGCUAGCUGUGGUAGGAUGCCGUCGCUGUGGAAACGGAUAAGCUUCUCGGGCGCCUCGGUGCUCUGUGUCGGCUCCGUGGCCCUGCUGCUUGUGGCCCUGUCCACGGAGCGAUGGGUCACCGGACGCAUCUUGUGCAAAACGGGGGCGGAGAUCGUCAACGCGUCCAACCCGGAGUUGGAUCUGUUUACCGGGGACGUAUACUAUGGUCUGUUCCGGGGAGGGAAGACGAAGAAGUGUGGACUCGGGACCAGACGCUCCAAAAUUCACAUCUUCCCGAAGCUUGUGCGCACUCUGAACGGCGGACUUCACGUGAUGGUCAUCCUCUUCCUGCUGGCAGCUGUGUGCUUCGCGGUGGUCAGCCUGUCCUUCAGCAUUUACAACGCACGCAGAGUCCCCUACCAGAGCAUCAAGGGUCACAAGGGACUGUACCUGUGGAACGUCAUUGCCGCGCUGUUCGGCACCCUGGCAGUGCUCUGUUUCCUGGCGGCCAUGAGGCACCACGACCUCACAGAGCGUGUGGCCAACUACCGGGAGAACCUCUUUGUCCUGGUCGUCCUGGACGACAGCGUGGACUGGUCCUUCUGGCUGAGCGUCGCCAGCGUGGCGACUCACCUCGCCGUCUGCGGCGUGGUGGCGAUGAGUCGCAUCAAGCUGCCGAAACCGGAGGUCAAGAUGCCCGAGGAGCCCACCAUCUCAGCUCUGGACCUGCUCUACUGACCAAUAAGAUGGUGCCAGUGAUGUGUUUUUUGCUGAUUUGUUGUCGUAGAUGCGACGUAGAUUUCCUUCUGGAAUAAUGCCAAGUACUUCAGACGAGGAAUCACAACAACCACUGGCGAUGGACGACUUUUCCUGCUGCUGUUUGUGGAAAUGAACUGUGAGAGACCCGCAUCAGUGAUGGAAAGGCUACACUGUGACCACAAAAACGAUGCACACAGAGGCCAAUCAGUGUUUUCAUGGCGAGUGUCACAACUCUGCAUUGAGAUGGUGACGUAUGUAGAAAUGAGUAGUAGUUAGACAAUAGAAAACUGUUUAGGACUUUUUAAACACAAUCACACAAUGAAAUAACUUUCACUUUAGUGCGGCCUGGUUGCUAAGCGUCGCCUGGUUUCGCUCGCAUUUGGUGACGUCAUACCUGGUGUUCACACUUGCCUUACUCGGGACUCGAGUCCGCUGGCAGGCCGACUGAGACCCAUCUCCCAGGAGGUUCGGGCCGCCUGUUUGUUUCGGUCUUGGGUUGGGUGGACUGCACUCACACUUGACUAAACAAACUGUACCAGCAGAGUCUGUUUUAACCCGACCAAAAAUGGCCAGGGUGAAGUAGGGUUGCCAAUAGGCCUGUCACAAUAAAAAAAUUUGCUGGUCGAUAAUUGUGCUACAAAUAAUCGUCGAUAAUCAAUAUUAUCGUCAUUUUUUCAUUAUAUUUAUUGUCAUGAGAGGUGUAAUUCACAUGUGAACCACUAUAUGGUACUCAAGUAUAGUGUACCUGUGUGAGCCACAUUAGCCGCCUGUAUAGACCCUGUCUCUGCCAAGAAAAAAAAAAUACACACACACACGCAGUCAUGCAGUGCAUUGCCAAACCAAUGCAGGGCGUCACACCCGAGCCGAACCACACAUCUGUAGCGGUGGAGCGUAAUGCAAUGUUGCCGAUUGUCCUUCAGCACCUCCUCCUCCACUCGGCCACACAGCUCAGGAGCCGCUGCCCGCGACAUGCACAUGCACGUCCUCGCUGGCAACUCCCACCGCCCGCCAAACACCUCCAACAUCUCCUAAAAUGCUGGCCCCUCAACUGCACCGAAAGGCUGCACAUCCCCUGCAAUGCAACAAGCGACACCGUCAGUGGCCGCGCACCACCCCUAUACAUUCACUUCGCCAAUCAAACACCCCAGCAAGCACCGACCACCGGGGCGAAGGCCCUGCUGCACGUCCACACUGGAACUGUGGCAUUCGGCUUAGAAACUAUCACUUUUGUGCCUUCAUUCAUAUUAGCUUUUGAUUGCUAACUGCUAGCACUCUGUCUGUGUAUCCACUCACUAGUAGCCUCGCCUCCACGUACUGGGACAAAGAGUCUGAAUAGCUGAAUAAGAGGAGGGCUCACUCUCUCCGUUCAUUCCACUAUCUAACCAAUGUGCAUAGACACAUGCAGAGUGAACCCUCUUGUCAUCCGUUCUGUGUGGCACAGCAAGACGAGAAAAAGGAACAGGCAUACGUAGAUGCACAUGUCAAUUUAUAGAGGCCGUCAAAAUGAUCAACUUUGUUUUUUUGAGCGUUCAAUUAAUCGAUUGAUGGAUUAUUGUGACAGGCCUAGUUGCCAACUUCCUGAAAGAUAAAUAAGGGACACCCAGUUUGGACACUGAUUGUUUUUUUUUUCCCUUUAUUUGUGGGAAACAAAUUUUGUGCUAUUUGACACAAACUGGAACUGAAUUUGAUGCAUAUUUUAGAAUUAGUUAGAGUUCAACAGUUGUGAAAGAAUGUGUUUCUAUUGCUGUGAAGGUUUUAUGAAAAUGUACUAAACGCUCACACGUUUUCACGUGUGAGAAUGUGAUGUGACCAUGAACGAGAGCAGCUGCAAUUUGCAGCAUCAGUUCAAACAAGAGCCUUGUUAGAGAAAUCUACAUACGUUAUCACCCACUUUAUAAAUAUAUUAUUGUUGUACUCUUGUGCAUAGAAGGGAGUAAGCAGGCCCUGUGAGGGGAAUCAGAGACAUGGAGGAGGUUGAGGUGCUCAAGGUCUUUUGCUCCUCUUCACAGUCUGUGAUGUUAGAAAAUUAAUUAAACCACACAUGUAUGAUAUCACUACACUGACGCACACACAUAGCUAGAGACACAGAGUUCAGCUGUAGUAGGCCCCUUCCUUGAGAAGCUGAACUCUCCUGUAACUAGGGAACGCCCAAUAGCAAAUAAAGAGAGAGGUUUUUCGGAGAGCGUAUCCAGAGCGGUGUGGGAUGUAACUCUGGUGCGUCCCUCCGGUUCUCCU
Messenger RNA from Dunckerocampus dactyliophorus (ringed pipefish), 3956 nucleotides. It is a transcript of the gene clrn2, whose product is annotated as clarin 2. The coding region runs from base 999 to 1700 and encodes 233 amino acids. NCBI's taxonomy places the organism in Eukaryota, Metazoa, Chordata, Actinopteri, Syngnathiformes, Syngnathidae. The transcript has 3 exons. The record is from RefSeq and is a predicted model, not a curated record.